UCUAUCCAGCCCCUCUGCCCUUCCAGCUACCUGAGUUACUUCCCUUAUGUUAUUAACCAUGAAGAAUACUUAGCUCAACAAUGGAUUCCUGCCUUAAAAAUAUGCCACAUCUUUUCAAGAUAAUUCUUAAUGAUACCAUUCAUGAUGAGAAGCUUGGUAUUCUAAGAAGAUUCGUGAGAAGGUACGGAAAUGAUCUCUCAACUCCGGUUGUCCUGAAAGUCCCUAGCGGUGCAAAAAUGGAAAGUAGAGCUUGUCAAACAUGAUGGCUAUACCAGCUAGCUUUGCCAAGAAAUAUUUUGCUAAGCAAUGUGAUAACGCCAUCCUCAGUACUGUGAAUGGGAAGACAUGGUCUGUUGUGUACAAUCAUGACUUGACCAAUGGAAAAGCAACAGCUAGAUUGGGUCAUGGCUGGAAACAAUUUGCAUCUGGAAAUCAUUUAAAAGUUGGUGAUGUUUGUGUAUUUGAACUAAUAAAUCGCACGAAAACUACAUUGAAUGUUGUCAUUUUUCGAUGUAAGAAGGAUUCAAAGAUUAAUCCAUCACUCGGAAACAGCAAGCAAUUGAAACAGGAAAAGAGUUCUCGCAACAGUAAAUUUAUGCAAAGGCAUUCAUAUUCAAAGGUUUCUGAAGCUGUUGAAGCUGCCAACAAAUUUACCUCCUUGAAUCCAUUCUUCAAAGUGAAUAUGCGACCUUACCAUCUGGUGCGCGGCUCUGUGAAUAUAGGGACACAGUUUCUCACGGAACUUACCAAGAAAAGGGAAGAGAAUGUAAUUUUACAGUUCGGAAGGAGACAGUAGCCUGUAAAAAUAAUAAUCUACCGUUCUCAUCGAGGUUGGUUCUCUGCAGGAUGGGCUUCAUUUGCAAAGGGAAACUCACUGCAAGCUGGAGAUGUUUGCAUAUUUGAGUUGGUUAACCAUAAAUUCUGUUGCUAAAAGUCUCCAUUUUCAGAAAUGUGAAGUAACUUGUUCAAUCCCAUCUUGGAUUUCUUCUUUAGAGGAUAUAUUCAUCAGUCGUUACCGAUGCAUCGCAACGAAAUAAUUUUUGCAGUGCUAUUUAAUUUGUUUUGUGUUGAGACUUGAGAACUUUCAACUUUAUUUUCUUCUCUUGUAUGGUUUGGCAGAAUUAUUGUCGAGGG
This is a messenger RNA of Ricinus communis (castor bean), 1134 nucleotides long. RefSeq names its product B3 domain-containing protein Os04g0386900-like. Gene Ontology annotation, molecular function: DNA binding. The transcript is spliced from 5 exons. Bases 260 to 796 code for a protein of 178 amino acids. The record is from RefSeq and is a predicted model, not a curated record. NCBI's taxonomy places the organism in Eukaryota, Viridiplantae, Streptophyta, Magnoliopsida, Malpighiales, Euphorbiaceae.